Caenorhabditis auriculariae is the source of this 3678-nucleotide messenger RNA. NCBI's taxonomy places the organism in Eukaryota, Metazoa, Nematoda, Chromadorea, Rhabditida, Rhabditidae. The record is from the annotation of a GenBank genome assembly.
AUGGAUGCUCUUCGAGCCUAUCAAAACAGCGACAGUGAGCAAUCCGAUGAUGAGAUGAUAGGUAUCGCUCAAGGAAAGAGCAAAACACUAAAUAUGGAGAAUUCUCUGCUGGUAAUUUUAAUGUGUUGAUAAUUUUUAAUGAAGUGUUUCAGGUGGCCCCUGACGUUCAAACGAAAAGCGCAAUCAACCAAAUCGCUAUUGUUGAUCCCAAAACAAAGGAAAUCAAAACCAAUCCAACCUACGAUCAAUUAUUUCAACCCGAGGUAUUCCCGUUAAUUUUGAGAUUUUUUGAUAGUAAUCUUUCAGUCUGGACCAACGAAUCCGUUCAAGUCAGACCGCCAGAAAGCGCAAAAAAACACUUUGACUGGAUUUGUAGAGCCGGCGCAUUUCAACGAAUUUCAUUUCAAUAAAGAGAUUCGCAGUUUUGACACGCUAGGUUACGCCAGGAAUCCGACUGCGGAGAAAGGUGUGGCGUGAACUUUCAACUAGUGAAGGCUUUUAUUUUGAGGUACGGAGUUCAUUGGAGACAAGCUGAAAGCCGAGGAGGAGGGCGGGAUUUCUUUGUUCGAACAUAAGAAGACCGGAGGAGAAAAAAGAAAACGCGUUCGAAAUGCCGAUGCGGCUGAUAUUGAUGGAUUUACUGGUUGGUUUAUUUUUUAGAAUUUAACAAUAUCUUCUCUAAUGUUGGCCAGUAGAAUCCGUUUGGCUAAAAGUCCUAAUUUUGCAAAAAGGGGUGCUACUGCCGAUCACCCGGUGGUUUUUAGCGUUUCCGAUGAUCCCGGGGUCUUUUCGCGGCUAAAAAUUGCGUUUCGGGUAAUGGGCGGUAGCACCCGCGGGUGCCAACGGGAGAUUAUAGGCUUUUCCGAACCAGCUUGUCACGAUUUUUGUUUCCUCCAAGCCAGAGGAUCAUUCAGUUUGAAGCACGUGAGAUGUCCCUCAGCCUGCUUCUUUUAUUUGGCCUAACAUUUCCGUUAUAUUAAAGGCGCACGCAGAGAUAAUGUCGCGCGCAUCGAAGGGAAGGCUUCUGUAGCUUGGAGGAAAACGAAAGUCGCUAAGCUGGCGCGGAAUGGGCUAUAUAUUCACUAUUAAUAGGGCCGUGGGCGAAGUACGAAGACGAAAAAACGGUCGCGAAGCCAGAUCCUGAGUUACAAAAACAGAUGGACGAGAUAGUCAAGAAGGUAUUACUUUCCUACUUUUCUUUAACUAACUGAGUUUUCAGCGACAAGAAAAGAGUCGAAAGUUCAAGAAAGAGCAGAAAGAUAACGAGCAAAUGGCAGACGAAUCGACCACGUUCCACUGUUCGUCAUUCUUUCUUUUUCUCAGAACCUAAAUAUUUUUCUUAGUGCGUCAAGCGGAAGACUAUCAAGGCCGUUCAUUCCUCCAUCCUCCGAGUUUCACUGGAAUCAACUUGCGAGCCGACUAUGUGCCUGAAAGGUAAAAAUUAGUUUUUUCCGUCGACCUGGAUCAUUUUGAGAUGUUACGUGCCGAAGAAGUUGGUCCACACCUACCGAGGACACAACAAGAGUGUCAAUUGCCUGCAAUAUUUCCCGAAGAGCGCCCAUCUCUUCCUCUCCUGCUCAAUGGACACCAAGGUUUGUAGCUGAUGAAGUAGUUUCUUAGGAUCUCCAGAAUGUCCCCCUAUAGGGGCUUUUAGAGGGUCUCUUCUAGGGACCUAUUUUCAAAAACCGCUCAUUUAUUUUAUUUUUGCCUUCUUCGCAUAGUGUUCAUAAAAAAUUAUCAUCUAGAAUGUCCCCUAGAGGAAACCAGAGGGGUUGCUCCCGUAGGGAGCAUUCUGGAGAAACCCAACUUUUUAGCCUCCUUUAGUUGCUUUUUCCCUUACCCCUAUAGGGACCACUCUGAAUUUUCCAAGUUCAAAGAAAUUAAUAAAUUAAGCGAUUAUAAAUCAUUUUUUUCAAUUAAAACCCCAUUUAUAGAUCAAACUUUGGGAGGUUUACGGGAAGCAAAGCAUUGUCCGUACAUAUGCCGGCCACAAACUGCCAGUUAGGGAAGUCGCUUUCAAUAACGACGGAACCGAAUUCCUCUCUGCGAGUUUCGAUCGCUAUAUCAAGUUGUGGGACACGGAAACUGGCCAGGUUUCUAGCGGCAUUAUUUCAAAGAGAAAAGGGUCUUCAGGUGAAACAAAGGUUCCACACGAGCCACGUCCCGUACUGCAUCAAGUACCACCCGGACGACGACAAGAACCACAUGUUCCUGGCCGGAAUGCAGAACAAGAAGAUCAUCCAAUGGGACAGUCGGACGAACGAAAUCAUUCAGGUUGUUACAUAGGCAAAGACGGAAAGGGUGGAAAAAGGCUCCUCCUUGCGCCAUUUAAUAGGCUUUUAUGCACCAUUUUUUGCUGCCUCUUCCCUUUUCCACCAUUUCUUGAGCCUUUAACAUCCCAGAAAAAAUGAAAGGCUCGAUAAUGGGACUCUUUUUGCUGCCUUUCUGCGCCUUUUUUGAUUCUUCCGAUUUUACGCGAGAAAUCUGCUCCUUGUUUCAGGAGUACGACCGUCACUUGGCUCCAGUCAAUUCCAUCACUUUCUUCGACAAAAACCGACGGUUCUGCUCGACGUCCGAUGACAAAUCCGUGCGCAUCUGGGAAUGGGAAAUCCCUGUAGACACGAAACUCAUCCAAAACGUCGGCCUUCACUCAAUUCCCACCAUGACAAAGAGUCCCAACGGUAAAUUGACCCUUUUCAUUCGAUUUUCCCAUGUUUAUAAGUUCGAAUAAUCGUAUCAGAGAUGGGCGGAAUUCCGCGUUUUCCGAUUAGAUUUUUUUCUAAAGAGUUUUUUUAAAAAAAUGUUUCACAGUCCAAUAUUUUUCAUCCGCCAACUGUCGAAAAAAAUCAUCUAAAGAAAAAAAGUUCAUAAAUAUCAUUUUGAUAAUCCAAAAAAAUUCGAAAUUGAUGAUUUCCGCGCUUUUUCAAGUGCAAGUUUGCUUCCCAAAAAAAUUUCCAGGGUUUAUUUCGCAUUCUGCAAUAUAAAAAUUAAGCUCCACCCAUUUUUGCUGUGUUUGUUACUGGAUUGGUCGGCCUCUUGAUUAAUUUUUUUUACGUACUUUUCGGCAGUUAAAUUUUUUUUAAGAGCAGAUCCGAAAAUUCUUCUAGAUGUAACGCUUAAAGUUCUGUCUUUUUCCAGAUCGUUGGGUGGUGGGACAAUCGAUGGACAACCGGAUUGUUCUGUUCCAAUUAAUCGAUGAUAAGCUGAGAUUCGCGCGGAAAAAGGCAUUCCGGGGACACAACGCAGCCGGAUACGCGUGCAAUAUUGACUUCAGUCCGGACAUGAGGUCGAUUUUUGAGGCUUUUUCCAAAUUAUUUCCCAUUUUCAGCUUUAUCAUCAGUGGCGAUGCAGAUGGAAAACUGUUCAUCUGGGACUGGAGGACACAUAAAGUUGUCGCCAAGUGGGUUUUUGUUAAUUUAAAAUGGUUUUUUCCUGGUCAGUGACAUAGAUGGGCAAGUACAUAGAUCAUUAAGCCGGUGAGGAGGGGUUGGUUCUAUAAAGUUUGUCGGAGAUUUAUACGUUGAGUUUACGUAAUCGAAAAAUCAAAAACGAACCAAAAGCUGUGAAUUUAGAUGGACGGCACACGAAAGCACUUGUAUCGCGGCUCAUUGGCAUCCACACGAGAAAAGCAAAAUUAUCACCGCCGGCUGGGACGGCGUCAUCAAAAUGUGGAACUAA